Molecule: messenger RNA, 1380 nt
Organism: Papaver somniferum (opium poppy)
Lineage: Eukaryota; Viridiplantae; Streptophyta; Magnoliopsida; Ranunculales; Papaveraceae
Product: UPF0481 protein At3g47200-like
Exons: 1
Coding region: 1-1380 (459 amino acids)
Source: RefSeq, a predicted model, not a curated record
AUGGAAGAACUAUCUAAGCUCAUCCAGAAAAGGCUUGAAAGCAGUGCUGCUCACUCGCCUAUUCCAGGGAGAUGUUCAAUUCAUAGGGUUCCUGAAAGGUUUCACAAUAUGACGCAGCCUAGUCAAUAUAAGCCUGAGGUGAUCUCUAUUGGUCCUUUUCACCGUAAACAGCAAAGCUUGAAAGCAAUGGAUAACUUGAAAAUGCUUUAUGUGCGUCGUUUACUUACUAGCACAGCCGAAAAGAAUAUCAAAGUAGAAGAAGUGGCUACAUCGAUAGUUAAGAAAGAAGAUUGGAUUGCAAUAUUAGAUGCAUGCAUUUUGUCGAUUAUGCAGAGAGAAGAUGAAAUUCGCGAGUGUUAUUCAGAAUCCAUUGACUUCAACAGCAGCGAGUUUGUAGAUAUGAUGGUAAUCGAUGGUUUGUUCAUUAUCGAGAUGUUAAUAAGAGCUUUUUCAGGAAUAGAUAUGUACAACACUCCUUUAUGUCAUAAUGCUUGGCUCUGUAUGAAAAUCGAGUGGGAUCUGUUACUUCUCGAAAACCAGCUUCCAUUCUUUGUCCUUCGAUGUUUAUUCGACCACAUUGCACUCCCGUACCAGUUGAAGCAGAUAGAGGGUAUGUCUCUUGGGAUGUUGGUUUUUUGUUUCUUGCAAUCUUUCUUAAGGAGGCUCCCGACUGAAAAAAAUCUUCCCGACACGGCGCAGCCGCUGCCGGAACAGUGUGAAGACGCUAAACAUUUACUUGAUGUACUUCGUAUACUGUUCCAACCUUCUCCUCAAAGCGAUAAAAAUAUGCUCGUUGCUAAGUUACCUCCAUCGUCACCGUGGAAAAUCAUGAAAGACUACAUCGUAGCUAAGUUCAUGAAAGCUGUGCUUGAAAAGUUCAACAGAGGUGGGGCGACUACUUAUGACGAGUAUGAAGUAAAAUUAAUUCCAAGUGCGACAGAUCUGAAAAGCGCAGGAGUCAGGUUCAAGAGGGGAUCUGAAAAGGAAAGUUGUAUGAAUUUUAAAUUUAGUAGUGGGGGUAUUUUUGAAAUCUCUGCUAUAAGAUUUGGUGACGGAACUGAUAUGAUGCUCAGAAAUGUUAUCGCAUGUGAGCAAUUAUACAGUGGACGUUUUAAUAUGAGUAACUAUGUUAUUUUAAUGGAUUCUCUCGUAAAUUCCGCGGAAGAUGUUGAGAUUCUUCGUAAAGUUGGAAUAAUCAAGAAUUAUCUAGGUUGUGACGAAGACGUCUCUAAUAUCUUCAACAAGCUCUGUAUUGAUAUUAAUGUUGACGGUUCUAGAUACGAUAACACAACCCAGGAAGUGAACAAGUUUUAUAAUCAGAGUUGGCAUACUUGGAAAGCAAUGUUGAAGCGGAAUAUUUCCACAACCCAUGGGCGAUAA